CCGAUCCCUUAACGGUUCGACGGAGGAGGGGAAAAAAAACGUUUUCAAGGUUAAAAGUCCUCGUUGCCUGGCCAACCAAUCAUAUUUUUUGACGCCUCAAAAGCGGCUAAAGUCGGACUAUAAAAACCGCAGGCGCUAAUAAAAGUGUGAUACGGGGACAUUAUCGGGAAGACUUUGUCCAAGCCACACCGCAGGAUCCUCUCCUCCCCCGCCCCCCCCAAGACGAUGCAUCUGUCUCAGAUACUUUUGUCGUUUACUCUGCUGGCGCUCCUACCGGCUCCGGUGGCCCCGGGCGAGCGAGAGACGCGCCCGCAGACUCCCACCAGCAGCGGGCCGGAGGACGCGGAGCAGCAGUGCGCCACCUGCGACGUCCGCCAGCAAAUCAAAAGCAUGCGUCUGAACGCCAUCAAGUCCCAGAUCCUGAGCAAGCUGCGCAUGAAAGAAGCUCCCAACAUCAGCCGCGAUGUGGUCAAGCAGCUCCUGCCCAAAGCGCCGCCGCUGCAGCAGCUGCUGGACCAGUACGACGUGCUGGGGGACGACAACCGGCACGCCACCGUGGACGACGACGACGAGCAUGCGGUCACGGAGACCAUCAUGAUGAUGGCGACUGAACCUGAGAGCGUGGUCCAAGUAAAAGGAGACCCAAAGUGCUGCUUCUUCUCCUUCACCCAAAAGUUUCAAGCCAGCCGCAUAUUCCGGGCUCAGCUGUGGGUGCACCUGCGUCCCACCGACGAGGACACCACCGUCUUCCUGCAGAUCUCUAGACUGACCCCGGUUUCGGACGGCAACCGGCACAUCAGGAUCCGCUCCUUGAAGAUCGAGGUGAACGCCGGAGUUAGCUCCUGGCAGAGCAUCGAUGUCAAACAAGUGCUGAGUGUGUGGCUGCGGCAGCCCGAGACCAACUGGGGCAUCGAGAUCAACGCCUACGACAACAAAGGCAAUGAUCUGGUGGUGACGGCUGCAGAACCGGGACUAGAAGGGCUGCAACCGUUCAUGGAGGUGAAGCUCUCCGAGGGCCCCAAGCGUGUGAGGAGAGACUCGGGCCUGGACUGUGACGAGAACUCCCCGGAGUCCAGAUGCUGCCGUUACCCGCUCACGGUGGACUUUGAAGACUUCGGCUGGGACUGGAUCAUCGCGCCCAAGCGUUACAAGGCCAACUAUUGCUCUGGGGAGUGUGAGUACAUGCAUUUGCAGAAGUACCCGCACACACACCUGGUGAACAAAGCCAACCCCAGAGGCAACGCGGGCCCCUGCUGUACGCCCACGAAGAUGUCGCCCAUCAACAUGCUCUACUUCAACCGCAAAGAGCAGAUCAUCUAUGGCAAGAUCCCCUCCAUGGUGGUGGACCGCUGUGGGUGCUCCUGAGCCCAGAGAGCAGGAUUUAGACGCCUCCGCCUACAGACUUUUUUUUUAUCCAAACACCAAUUCCAGUACUUUCCUGCAAAACACGGUGCAAUAGAACCACACUAGAGGUCCCGAUAAGCUUUCACACGUGGCAUACUGUAGCUGCUUUCUCUCCUCCAGUCAAACGUUAGCCAUGCUGGCUUGAUGGCACACACACACACACACACACACACACACACACACACACACACACACACACACACACACACACACACACACACACACACACACACACACACACACACACACACACACACACACACACUCACACACACACACACUCGCA
Molecule: messenger RNA, 1690 nt
Organism: Entelurus aequoreus (snake pipefish)
Lineage: Eukaryota; Metazoa; Chordata; Actinopteri; Syngnathiformes; Syngnathidae
Gene: mstnb
Product: myostatin b
Exons: 3
Coding region: 226-1365 (379 amino acids)
Biological process (GO): SMAD protein signal transduction
Cellular component (GO): extracellular region
Molecular function (GO): growth factor activity; cytokine activity
Source: RefSeq, a predicted model, not a curated record